GUUCUCCAGACCGGCUUUUUGAAAAUGGACUCUUCCUACAUGGCGGCACGUUGACAAACCAAGCAUCCAGCAGGCUAAACCUUUAGCUUUGAAGGCCGCGUUGAAUCUAAUUAUUUUAAAAGCCAUACUUUAAUUGGUGAAGUCCGUAUCGACAAUUCACGUUGUAACAAUGGCCUCACUGAAAUUCCAUUUGAAUUAGCAUGCUAGCUUAAGCUAGCCUAUUUUGACAGAUCAUGGAAUUGACAUGCUCAUUGUCGUCGUAUGCUAACAGCAGCUAGCUGGUAAAAACCAGUUACCUUAGCAAUAUUUUGCUAUCCCGCGUUACUACUAUACCAGAUGACACGUUCCUUGCCUUCUAACAUAUAAUUGUGAAUGCAGAUGCAAUCAUAGAAAUCCACAAUAGCGCAUCAUGUUAUUGUCCCGAUGAAGGUCCCUAGUUAGCUUGAUUGCUGUAACAUUAGCUGUGCAAACUAGCCCGCCAGCUAGCUUGCCUCAACGUGUGCGAGUCGGUCCCUCCCCGCUAAAUCUAACGUUAUCGUUAUCGUCGGUUAAUUUUUAUUUUAUUUCUCAGAUUCGUUAAUGUUACACAUUCUAAAUCCAAGAUCUAUUUACACGAGGGGUUUACAUUUACUUUAAACGUUGCAGAAAUGUUUUUAAACGCAGAAAGCACGUGCUUACAAUAUAAGGUUGAUUAAAGACACUACAAGAUAUCGGUUGCAUGGUCUCUUUAAGCUAAUGUUAGCCAAGGGUACCGAUAGCUAAAUUAACGGUAGGCCAAAACAAAAGAUUGCCGUCCACGUUUUGCUCAAUCCAGCGUUGCCGGAUAUAGUAAUGUGAUCUUAGAUUGACGUCUGCAUAAAUUCAUGCCUUAGUAUCUGUCGGUAUAAGCUAAUGGGAACAAAUGGUUGGGUUGGUCAUUAAGGUGACAAUUGACGUAUUAACCUUUGUCACAAUAUGUGCUGCCAAAGUGUCAAGAAACUAAAUACUAAAGGAUUCAUACUUGCUCAUUGGUCAGCGACCGGAAACCGGGGCUCACUCUGAUGGAACACGUGUAUCGGCUAUCUAGCCUGUGCUGCAGUCAGCAGUGAGAAGAUUUCUGGAGACAUGGCCACAGAACAUAUUAAUGGAAAUGGUCCAGAAGAACCAAUGGACACCUCUGCUGCAGUUACCCAUUCUGAGCACUUCCAGACUUUAUUAGAAGCUGGUUUACCACAGAAAGUUGCUGAAAAACUAGAUGAAAUUUACAUAGCAGGUUUGGUGUCACACAGUGACUUAGAUGAUCGAGCGAUUGAGGCUCUGAAAGAAUUCAACGAGGAAGGUGCUCUGCAAGUCCUUUUGCAAUUUAAGGACAGCGACCUCUCACAUGUUCAGAACAAAAGUGCCUUUCUUUGUGGCGUGAUGAAGACGUACAGACAGAGAGAGAAACAAGGGACCAAAGUGUCGGACACCAAUAAAGGACCAGAUGAAGCCAAAAUAAAAGCUUUGCUGGAAAGGACUGCCUACACACUUGAUGUGACAACAGGCCAGAGGAAAUAUGGAGGCCCCCCACCAGAGUCUGCUCACUCAGGGGCACAGCCCACCAUCGGCACAGAGAUAUUUGUAGGCAAAAUCCCCAGAGACCUCUUUGAAGAUGAGUUGGUUCCACUGUUUGAGAAAGCUGGCCCCAUCUGGGACUUGCGCCUCAUGAUGGAUCCUCUCAGUGGCCUGAACAGAGGCUACGCCUUUGUCACUUUCUGCACUAAAGAAGCUGCACAGCAGGCUGUCAAACUGUGCAACAACAAUGAAAUUCGACCGGGUAAACACAUCGGCGUGUGCAUCUCCGUGGCCAAUAAUAGACUGUUUGUUGGCUCCAUUCCCAAGAGUAAAACAAAAGAGCAGAUUGUUGAAGAAUUUGCGAAAGUCACAGAGGGUCUAAAUGAUGUCAUAUUGUACCACCAGCCGGACGACAAGAAGAAGAAUCGGGGCUUCUGCUUCCUCGAGUAUGAAGACCACAAGACGGCAGCUCAGGCCCGCCGCCGGCUGAUGAGUGGCAAGGUGAAGGUUUGGGGAAAUGUGGUCACCGUGGAGUGGGCCGAUCCCAUCGAGGACCCAGAUCCAGAGGUCAUGGCCAAGGUAAAAGUGCUGUUUGUGAGGAACUUGGCGAGCACUGUUACAGAGGAGAUACUUGAAAAGGCCUUCAGUCAGUUUGGCAAGCUGGAACGAGUGAAAAAAUUGAAAGACUAUGCCUUCAUCCACUUCGAGGAAAGAGAUGGUGCUGUGAAGGCUUUGGCUGAUCUGAACGGCAAAGACCUCGAGGGAGAGGACAUUGAAAUUGUCUUUGCCAAGCCACCUGACCAGAAGAGAAAAGAGCGCAAAGCCCAGAGACAAGCCGCUAAAACACAAAUGUAUGAUGAAUACUAUUAUUACGGGCCUCCCCACAUGCCACCACCCACGAGAGGCAGAGGCCAAGGUGGGCGGGGAGGUUAUUCCUACCCUCCUGACUAUUAUGGCUAUGAAGACUAUUAUGAUUACUAUGGAUACGACUACCACAACUAUCGGGGUGGCUAUGAUGACCCGUACUAUGGCUAUGAUGACUUCCAGCGGUCUGGGAGAAUACGAGGGGUGAGAGGAGGAGUCCGUGGCGGUGCCAGUCAGACCAGGGGCCGCGGUGGUGUCACACCAAGGGGCCGACUGGGCUUCUCCCAGCGAGGGGGCCCUGGAACAAGCAGAGCAGGGAAACGGGGCCGAGGGCGGUCCUGACCUGUCACAGUGGAUACUGACUUGAUGUGUGGUGUUACACCGUAAGCUGCAAUGGAUGUUGAAACAAAAAAGAGCACGACAAAAAGGUCCAAUGAUAUUCCAGCCUUACAGAAGAAGCAUCUCCCCUCCCCUAUGUUUUUAUUUUUUAUUUUCAUUUGUUUAUGAAACUGCCACCUUAAAAAGAUGACCGGAGGAUUCUAAAUACUCGCCACAGCCUCUUUGCCCCGAGCCCUUGUACCCAGCCCUGAUUUACAGGGCUCUAUGUAUUGCCCUUACAAUCUACCCCUUCCCUGUCCCCAAACAUGCCAUUUUUAAAUAAUUAUUGAAGAAAUUGCACUUUUAAGUUCUAGGGUUUGAAGUGGCUCAAAGGAGCUUGAUGCUAUUGUAUAUUUUUGUGCUAAUCGCAAUUUUAUUGUCGGAAUAUCCAUGUUCUUAAUCGUUUGAUCUGGAUGUUUGACAGAGAACAUUUGCAGGUUUUUAGGGUGUACCCACCUGGCAUGGAUAAGUCAGGCAUUCCAGGAAAGUGGUUCUUUUCAGAACUUGUCUUUAAAGGGUUGGUUGACUACCUCAGUACAGAGGACUAAACUACCCGGCCUGUACUGUAAAUAGGGAAACUAUAUUGAUGAAAGCAGGGCUUGUUUUCAUACAAAAUAUGCACAAGAGCUGCAGUGCAAAAAUAAUGUACUUAAUGUAAUAUAGUCAUUUUAGCUGCAGCUCUGACACUGCAAACAGUCAAACUGGGCAUGCAAAACAAUCUCAUAUGAUGAGUCUGAACAAGCCCUGCUUUUAUCCUAUUUUGAACUGAAUUAGCUGCCUUGCUUCUUCAGAGUAUGUAGUUACUGGUUGUAUAGUUUUCGGAUAAAAUGUUACUUUUGUAAAGGCUUCAACAUCACAGGCAUCCAACUGCCUUUGAUUAAAAAAAAAAUAAAAAACAAAAAUAAAGCCCUGCAGUGUCCCUUUUGUGCCACUGUAUUAUUCCAGUGGGUUUGUUUUUAUAUUGAUACCAAUACAUUUUCAAACUUCAGAAUCAUGUAAAACAACCUAAUCCAAUCCAUCAUAUAAAAUCAUGUUAAUCUUGAAUGAUCCCUUCCCAGCUCCCAAGACUGCAACUUUGGAAAAGAUUUUUUCAGUAAAUCUUGUUGGAUGACUGAAUUGCCAUAUUGCCCAGCCAGUGAGCAUGUGUGUCUAAAGUUAGCCUCAUAUGAUUUGGUGAGGGAUCAUAGUCACAUAGUGGUAGAAGGGAUACUGCAGUGAAGGAUUUCUAUUUCCCGGGUAUAGCAAAAGGAAACUGCUCUUCAAUCCCAGUUUUCUAUACAGUUAACUCCCUCAAUAAAAUCAUAACAACCACCUUUUGAAAAAAAGAUGUUAGCAGUUUUAAACUAUUGUUGGUGGCCAACAACGUUUUUUGCAUUCCUGCAAAUAAAUUGUUUUAUACUGUAAAAUGGAGGUGAGUGUAACUUAUUUUUGUAAUAAAGUUUUUGAUUUCUA
This is a messenger RNA of Cottoperca gobio, 4227 nucleotides long. Its product is annotated as heterogeneous nuclear ribonucleoprotein Q-like. The coding region runs from base 1105 to 2739 and encodes 544 amino acids. The record is from RefSeq and is a predicted model, not a curated record. Gene Ontology annotation, molecular function: RNA binding. The transcript has 12 exons. NCBI's taxonomy places the organism in Eukaryota, Metazoa, Chordata, Actinopteri, Perciformes, Bovichtidae.